GAUGACGUUUUAUGUUUAUGUUGUGUUUAUGGUUGAUGUGUGGUUCUGUGGUGUGGUUGUGGUUGAUGCACGGGGUUGAUAUAUAUUAAAGAUCAUUUUUAAAUAUGAUGGAUAACCAGCCAUUAUUUAGAGAUUUAACAGCAGAAGAUUCAGAACCCGAAACCACAAUAGUUGAUUCAAUGUGUAUGAACUGUCAUGGAAAUGGACAAACAAGGCUAUUGUUAACUAAGAUACCAUUUUACAAGGAAGUAGUAUUAAUGUCAUUCAGUUGCAAUGAUUGCGGAUAUGAAAAUAAUGAAGUACAAUCGGGCAGUGUUAUUCCUGAAAAAGGAGUCAAAAUUACUUUGGAAGUAAAAGAGAAACGUGAUCUAAAUCGACAAUUAGUGAAAAGUGAUUACACAAAUAUAAAAAUACCAGAUUUAGAUUUUGAAAUCCCAUCUCAAACACAAAAAGGAGAAAUCACAACUAUAGAAGGAGUAAUAAGUAGAUGUAUUGCUGGUUUAAAUCAAGAUCAAGUUGCGAGGAGAAAUCAGCUCCCUGAAGCUGCCAAGGAAAUUGAUAACUUUAUAAAGAAAUUAGAAAAUUUAAAAAAUCUGCAAGACACUUUUACUUUAAUUCUUGAAGAUAUAUCAGGAAAUAGUUUUAUUGAGAAUCCUAAUGCUCCUAAAACAGAUUGCAAUUGCACAUAUGAAUAUUUCAAACGAUCAAAAGAACAAGAUCAUGCUUUAAAUAUUUUUAGUCAAGAAGAGGUUACCGGUGAGAAAAAAAGUGAACCAUCUAUCCUGCAUCCUAUUAAAGAAGGUGAAUUUACACUAGAGGAUAUUGAAGGAGAAGUUUUACAUUUUCCAACAAAUUGUCCAAAUUGUAAUUCACCAUGUCAAACUAAUAUGAAAGUGACAAAUAUUCCACAUUUUAAAUCUGUUGUUAUAAUGGCUACAAUUUGUGAUGUCUGUGGCAAUAAGACUAAUGAAAUCAAAUCAGGAACAGGAAUCGAACCUACAGGCGUUCAUAUAGAAGUUGAAGUAAAAACCAAGAACGACUUAACUAGAGAUGUUUUAAAGUCAGAGACCUGUGACUUAAAAAUACCUGAAUUAGACUUAGAAGUCGGGCCACAUGCCUUAGGAGGGCGCUUUACAACAAUUGAAGGUCUAUGUUUGGCAAUAAAAGAUCAGUUAAAUGAUCCAACACAUUCCCACAUAUUUGGUGACUCGGAGGAAAGAAGAACGAAGGAACAAUUUGAAACUUUUCUUAAAAAAUUUGAUGAAAUAAUAGAAAUCAAAUUUCCUGUUACUAUUAUUCUUGAUGACCCAUGUGGAAAUAGUUAUAUACAGAGUAUGAAGGAUAGCGAUGAACUAGAUAAUCAAUUAAGCAUAACACAUUAUGAAAGAAGUUUUGAACAAAAUGAAGAAUUAGGAUUAAAUGAUAUGAAAAUAGAAAACUAUGAAGAAUCAUAACAUUUAUUUUGAUUUAUAUAAAUAUAAAACACAUUGAUAAUGAGAACAUAUAUAUGAAAUAUAAAAGGAAUAUUGACUUAUUAAAAAAAUAUAUAUGAUUUAAUAAACAGGUUCUGGUGUUUGUGUCUUGA
Sitophilus oryzae (rice weevil) is the source of this 1585-nucleotide messenger RNA. It is a transcript of the gene Zpr1, whose product is annotated as zinc finger protein ZPR1. Lineage: Eukaryota; Metazoa; Arthropoda; Insecta; Coleoptera; Curculionidae. The transcript is spliced from 8 exons. Gene Ontology annotation, molecular function: zinc ion binding. Bases 105 to 1454 code for a protein of 449 amino acids. Gene Ontology annotation, cellular component: cytoplasm; nucleus. The record is from RefSeq and is a predicted model, not a curated record.